Molecule: messenger RNA, 1023 nt
Organism: Torulaspora globosa
Lineage: Eukaryota; Fungi; Ascomycota; Saccharomycetes; Saccharomycetales; Saccharomycetaceae
Gene: HEM2
Product: porphobilinogen synthase HEM2
Exons: 1
Coding region: 1-1023 (340 amino acids)
Biological process (GO): heme biosynthetic process
Cellular component (GO): cytosol
Molecular function (GO): porphobilinogen synthase activity; zinc ion binding
Source: RefSeq, a predicted model, not a curated record
AUGCAUACUGCUGAAUUCCUCGACGUCGACCACACAGACAUUUCUUCCGUUCUUGCCGGAGGCUACAACCAUCCGCUUUUGAGAGAAUGGCAGAACGAACGCCAGUUGGCCAAGAACAUGUUGAUAUUUCCGCUAUUCAUCUCUGACGACCCUGAUGACUGCACCGCGAUUGAGUCGUUGCCCAAUAUCAAGAGAUUCGGUGUGAACAAGCUCGCUUCGUACUUAAGGCCGUUGGUGGCUAAAGGUUUAAGAGCGGUGAUCCUGUUUGGGGUUCCGCUGAAGGAAGGCGUCAAGGACCCGAUCGGAACCGCUGCAGACGAUCCCAACGGCCCGGUCAUCCAGGGCAUCAAGCUUCUAAGACGCGAGUUCCCGAACCUCUACAUCAUGUGUGACGUCUGCCUCUGCGAGUACACGUCUCACGGCCAUUGCGGUGUGCUGUACGAUGACGGGACCAUCAAUCGUGAGCUGAGCGUGUCGAGAAUCGCCGCUGUGGCUGUCAACUACGCCAAGGCCGGCGCGCACUCCGUUGCACCCAGCGACAUGAUCGAUGGCAGAAUCAAAGACAUCAAGAGAGGACUGAUCAAGGCCGGACUCGCUCACAAGACCUUUGUCAUGUCGUAUGCCGCCAAAUUCAGCGGCAACCUGUACGGGCCCUUCCGCGACGCGGCCUGUUCUGCACCAUCGCACGGCGACCGCAAGUGCUAUCAGCUGCCUCCCGGCGGCAGAGGCCUCGCCCGCCGGGCUUUGAAGAGAGACGUCGCCGAGGGAGCCGACGGCAUCAUCGUCAAGCCCUCCACCUUCUACCUCGACAUCAUGUGCGACGCAAGCGAGAUCUGCAGGGACUUGCCGAUCUGCGCAUACCACGUCUCGGGCGAGUACGCCAUGCUACACGCUGCCGCCGACAAGGGCAUCGUCGAUCUCAAGACCAUCGCCUUUGAGUCCCACCAAGGAUUUUUAAGAGCCGGCGCAAGACUGAUCAUCACCUAUUUGGCACCCGAGUUCCUCGACUGGCUAAGCGAGUAG